This is a messenger RNA of Notothenia coriiceps (black rockcod), 1517 nucleotides long. It is a transcript of the gene adad1, whose product is annotated as adenosine deaminase domain containing 1 (testis-specific). The transcript has 7 exons. The record is from RefSeq and is a predicted model, not a curated record. Gene Ontology annotation, cellular component: nucleolus; cytoplasm. Gene Ontology annotation, molecular function: double-stranded RNA adenosine deaminase activity; adenosine deaminase activity; tRNA-specific adenosine deaminase activity. NCBI's taxonomy places the organism in Eukaryota, Metazoa, Chordata, Actinopteri, Perciformes, Nototheniidae. The coding region runs from base 1 to 900 and encodes 299 amino acids. Gene Ontology annotation, biological process: RNA processing; adenosine to inosine editing.
AUGGAGCUUCCCCGGUUUUUUUACCGGCACCUGCUGAUGUUCUUCGGCAAAUCGGCCAGUAUGAAGGAGAAGUCGAUCUUCCAGCGGAGCAGCAGCAGCGGCCUCCUCACCCUGAACAGCGGCGUCAGCCUCCACCUCUACGUGAACCAGCUGCCAAAGGGAGCCGCUCAGGUCCCGUCCAAACUGCGUCUGAACCCACUCUCUAUUUCGGCGUGGCAAGCCAACAACGAGAUCAGCCUACACCUGUCAGUGGAGGGGAAGGUGUUCUCUGUUUUCUCGUCAGCUUUUGAUCACUCUGACUCCAAAGUGGUUAGCAUGUCCACCACAGACAAGCUCACUCAGUGGCAGGUGCUAGGAUACCAGGGAGCCCUGCUCAGCCACUUCAUUGAGCCCGUCUAUGUGCAAAGCAUCCUUAUAGGUGACGCUUGCUGCACUGACGUCCGUGGCAUGAAGAUCUCUGUGAGCCAGCGUGUGGAGGGCGUCACCUCCCUGCUGCCCAUGUUCUACUGCAUGAUGAGACCCCACAUCAGCCUGGUGCCCUCUGUGGCCACCAACAGCACCGACGGAAGGCAGUUCACCUACGGUGUCAACUGGAGCGAAGGAGACAGAACCCUGGAGGUGGUGGAUGGCCUGGAGGGCAGGGCCAUAGCAGAGUCUCCCUUCAAGAGUGGCAGUGCUCUUGCUAGCCGCCUUUGCAAAGCGGCGAUGACGCACCGCUUCAAGAUGGUGGCCAAAGUGGCCCAGAGGCCGGAGCUGCUGGCAGUGAGCUCCUACAGCAAGGCCAAGAGGAUGGCCAAGGCGUAUCAGGAGGCAAAGAACGUGCUGAAGGCGUACCUGCUGCAGCAAGGCUACGGGGCCUGGCCGGUCAAGGUGUCUGCGAGUGAUAACUUCAGAAUGUGAAGAUGAACACAUUAUCUCGAGAGAACAAAACCUGUGUUGAAGAAUUAAUGUUCACAUAAAAAAAAAUUAAAAAAAAGCACUGGUUGCUGUGGGACUUUAGCGUAAUGCUAAUGUGAUUUCCAAAGGGAUUAAAGUCAAUCACUGUUAAUGUUGAAGAGCUAUUUUGGGUUAGUUGAAUUUGUCUUUGGUGUUUUACCAUCAGGUUUAGUUGUGAUUUUCACAUAAGGAAUACGAAUGCUUAAAAAGUUUGUAACGUAGCCAUUUGUAGAGGCAAACCAAUUGUUACAGCCCUAACGCUUUUAUCUGGGAAAUAGUUUUGCUUCCUUGUGUGCAUGGUGAUAAGUGAUUUACAAAAAUUACAUUUUGCCAAUGUGUUGGAAAUGUGCAUGUUCAAUAUUACUUUCUGAAUCAAGAUUUUACUUUAAUUGUCCCUAAGUAUAAUGAGUAAGUUAUGGUUGUUGCAUAAACAUUUAAAGUUUGUCUUGAAUGACUGUUUUGUGAGAACAACCUCUUUUUGAUUUAUCCCUUGCUGCUGAACAGUAUGUGUGCCUAAGUGAGCCAUGGCUAAUGCUCAAUGAUGGAACAAACAAAUAAAUAAAACCAAACCAUAGUUCAAA